AUGAAAAAAUCAACGGAUUCGCCGAGUCUGAAAAAGAGAAAAAAGUUAAUUUCACAAAGUUUGAGUCAACCAGAAGAUUUUGUAUUUUGUUCAGCGGAUGAUCAUAAAGAAAUGGGUGAAGUUGUUCAACAAAAUAAUUUAGAUGAAGAUGGUACUCCUAACACUACAUCUCGUCAUUUAUCUGAUAAUAUGUUACACAAUAGUACCUCGUUUCAUUCAGACAAUGGUCGUUCAACAAAAAUGUCACUAUCAUUUUCACGUAUAAAAGAAAAAUUGGGGUCUAGCAACAAAAGUAAUCCUGUUGAUGAUUCUAAAAAUCUUGGCUACUACGUUGUAGAUUCGGACGGUUCAGACUUAGUUUUUAUCGAUAAUUUACCUAACGGAAGUGAUGAUUAUUUACAAAAUACAAGAAUUGGAUGUUCCGAACCCUCUGAAAAUUCACAUCACGAAGAUGAUGUUGAUUUGAGACGGAUUGAUCUGAGCAAUAACAUUAAUAUAUCAACAAUACCGAAAACGCAGCUUACUACGGAGAAAAAGAAUCAAAAUUAUAAUGAGAAUUAUCAACGCUCCAUGGUUGCAGUUAAUCAGUACAAUCCUCUAAAUAUCACACCAUCCGAUAAGUCACACGAUUUUCCGACACAGUCAACUAAACAUCAAUUUUAUUCGGUCAUGACUGAUGCUGACAAUGUUCAAGCAACACGCGCUAGUAUUGAAUGUGGCUUUCCAGUCGUCGUUCCAAAACAGACCAUUUUACCUCAAAAUCAUUCUAUCUCUUCCGUACAUAAUACUUCAACGUCCACAGCUUCUUCCAGUUCUGAUUCUUCCUCAAUAACAAACGACAAUAAAUGGCAAAAUCCAAAUGAUGAAGACUUAACAUUUCUAAGUGAAGAUGAAUACAUUCGAGUACAACAAGACGCUCUUGAAAGAAUUAUAUUGCUUCGUGUUUCAGUUACAAAUGAAUUAGAAAGUUUACUUCAAGACGAUGAUGAAGAUCAAGAUCAAACAGUACUUGCCGGAUUAUUUCAAGAGGCUCGUAAAAAGAAUGCAUCACUUUUGAGAGAAUUAGAACAAUUACAAGUACAAAAUUCAAGUUUAAAUCGUACUUGGGUAUGUGAUGUUUGCACAUUUAUCAAUAAGCCAUAUGCUCAGACCCAAUGUGAUGUUUGCGAAAUAUGUGAAGGACCAAAUAAACAUCCAUAUUGGAAUAAUCCACGAACCAGUAUGGAAGAACCACAAAUGGAAUUUGAUGAUCACGAUAUUAAUCUUAUUGCAGAUAAAGAGGGUGCUUAUGGUGGUAUAACAACUAGCGGCAGUGUUCAUGGGGUUGGAGGAAAAACUCGUACACUAGGAAAAGGAAAUAUAACGUCUGAUGGAAUUAUUGACGACGAUUUUGAAUCAGAAUUAAGUGGUCAUGCAUCAACGGAAAUCCAUGAUACAGAAGAUCCUGAUUAUAUUUUAAUGCAAAAAAUUGCUGCAUUCGAUAUUGUUCAAUGUUUUGGUGAUGACAAAUUUGGUCGAAAAAUAAUUAUUUGUUCUGCUUGUCGAUUACCAGCUGAAGAUGUGAUUAAAAAUAGUGAAUUUAAAACAGCUGAUAAAUUUUAUGAUUGUUUAUUAAAAUAUGUUUUACGUACAUUUGAUCAAUAUGUGGAUAUGGACUAUGUUUUAAUUUAUUUUCAUCAUGGUUUACGUAGUUUUAAUCGGCCAUCUUACGCAUGGCUUUUACGUUCUUAUCUCAAAAUUGAUCGAAAAUACAAAAAGAAUCUAAAAGCAUUUUACAUUGUUCAUCCAAGUAAUAAUAAUUUUACACGUUUAACGUUGAUCCUAAGGCAAUUUUCAUUUGUUAAAUUUUCUCGUAAAGUGUAUUAUAUAAAUAGAUUAGGACAAUUGGCUGAUCAUGUUCAUCUAGAUCAAAUUACAAUACCAAUUGAAGUGAAAAAUAUAUUGGACAAUGAGAAAGGUGAAACGAUACCACUUGUUGUUCGUCAAACAGUUGAAUUUAUAAAAAACUAUGGUUUAAACGAACCAGGAAUAUUUCGACGAGCUGCUAUUAUAUCACAAAUAAAACUAGUUCAAGAAAAAUAUAAUGAAGGGCAACCAGUGACAUAUGAACAAUUCGGUGAUGUGCAUUUAGCUGCUUGUGUAUUAAAAACAUUUUUACGUGAAUUAAGUGAACCAUUAUUGACAUACGGUCUCUAUUAUGAAAUUUUGGGACUUCAAGCAUUAAAUCGACCCAAUCAAGUUGAAAUAAUUCGCGAUUUAAUCAUUGAAAAAUUACCAGAACAUAAUUAUCGAAUCUUAAAAUAUAUUAUUGAAUUUUUGAAUUUGAUCUCCAGUUAUUCAGAUACAAAUUUAAUGACUGCAUCUAAUUUAUCAAUUGUUUUUGGUCCAAAUUUGGCUUGGUCACAAAAUUCUAUUGAUAAUACACUGGUUAAUAUGUCAUUUAUAAAUACAUUCACCGAAAUAUUAAUAUCACGUUAUACUGAAUUAUUUUUAAAAUAA
Didymodactylos carnosus is the source of this 2499-nucleotide messenger RNA. Lineage: Eukaryota; Metazoa; Rotifera; Eurotatoria; Philodinida; Philodinidae. The record is from the annotation of a GenBank genome assembly.